This is a messenger RNA of Acaromyces ingoldii, 1146 nucleotides long. RefSeq lists its product as hypothetical. The record is from RefSeq and is a predicted model, not a curated record. The coding region runs from base 1 to 1146 and encodes 381 amino acids. NCBI's taxonomy places the organism in Eukaryota, Fungi, Basidiomycota, Exobasidiomycetes, Exobasidiales, Cryptobasidiaceae. Gene Ontology annotation, cellular component: nucleus. The transcript is spliced from 4 exons.
AUGUCUGCCAUGAACAAUGAAUUCAGCCGGUCCAAGAGUCCUUUCUACUCCGAGGUCAGCUAUCUGGACCAAUGUUCCGGCAAAGAGGUCUCUCUGGGCGGAAUUGAGGUGUAUGUGGCCGUUGUUGGACGGGAUGGCCAGAAAGCCAUUCUCCUUCCCAAAGCACACGUCACGAUGCACGUUAACAAGCUCUACGUGCACAAGAAGACGGAAACAAUCAUUCCCGUACCAAGGGGCCGUAGGGGUAUCAACGCUCGACUGGUGUACGAGGAUGGUGCCGAGGAACAAGGGAAGGAAACGGUCCAAAAUUUGGAGCGCUUUGUGCUCGAAUCGCAACAGCAGCUGAGGAAACUCGAGAAUCAGGUCAGGCAGCAUAAUAGCGAAAUAAAGAGGGCCAAGGACUUGAAGCAGUGGCGCAGCGACUACGAAGAUGUCCGACAGCUCUGGCUACGUUCGACGAGCACAGGGCCCGUCGCCCACUUCCUCGCCAUCGAUACCGAGUGUUGGGAUCAAGAUACCCGUGACAAGGACAUCAUCAUCGAGGUUGGCUGGAGCCUGAUCGUCCCUCGGACCGGAGGAUUUCAGCAGAACACCACGCACUUUCUUGUCCAGGAGUCCUACGAGGACAACUUGCGCAACGGUAAAUACGUGCCAGACAAUCGCAUGCGUUUCCUCUUUGGAGAUGAGAGCAGUAUCGAUGUCGACACGGCAGGCCACGCUUCGCCGUGGAAUUCGUGUACCCGCAUCGCUGGCCUCCUCGAACUCGGCGCGGAGCUGUCGAAGGUGAUUGAAGAUCUGCGCGAGCGUGGCCCUGUCUACAUUGUCUUCCAUUGCGCGGGGGGCGACCUUGGUGUGCUAGAAUCGUUACAGGUGAACAGCACCCACUGGACUUUCGCUGUCUCUGAGGAAGUUAGCGAGCGAAACGACGGUAUCAACGACACUGACAGCAACGGUCACGAAGACGACGCCGAAAGCUCCAGCACUUCGUCCAGUGCUCUCGGCCCAACUGUGGCGAACCUGGUCCAGCCAGCCUUGCGCACAGAGACGGCCGAUGGUCGCCCGCUUCACGCGGUCCGCGUCAUUGACACGCAGGCGCUUUUUGCGGCCCUUCAGAGAUGGCGAGCGGCCCACCGUUGGAGGAGAUGA